AAGGUUCGUUCCCACUGGAUAUCGACUCUGUGAAGAAGGACCACAGUUUUCUGGAUGAGGACUCUCUGGGGGCCCUGUGCAGGAGGCUGAUGACCUUGAACAAUUAUGCCUCGAUGAAACUGGACGUUCACUUUCAGUGCAAGCAGAAUGAAGACUCAGAAGAAGAAGAGCACUGUACCAUCAGCAGCCGCUGGGCCUUCCAGCAGGAAAGCAAGCGCUGCUCUCUUGUGGGACCCUCUCACCUUCUGGCCCCACCAAACCCUGGCCUGCCAGUGACCUCAAGCUGUGAGAGUGUCCUCACUGAGCUUAGUGCCAUAUCCCUGCCAGCCAUCACUGCGAGCCUGCCACCUGAGCCAGUGGACCUACCCUUGCUAGACUGUACCCCAAGUCAAAGUGACCAGCCCUUUCUCAGCCCCACCCAGGAUCAGGAAGGUCCUCAGAACAAAGCCAAGAAGCACAGUUCCAGUUGCUUCUUCAAGCACCUCGAGUCUCUAAGGAAGAAGGAAAAGGGUGGCAGCUGGCAAGCAGAGCCCAAGCGUAACCCAGCCACCUCGAAGAAGCCUACCAAAGCCUCAUCUUUCCAUAGUUGCCAUGGCUUUCUCUCAACUGGAUUCUACAGGGCCAAAAACCAGACAGCCACCUCAGCCUUUGGUGGUAGCUCUGAGACUCAGAGGGCCUGGCCUGUGACCACAUUCCAGCAUCUUCAGCAGGUACAUCGGAGUGACUGCUUGGUGCAUGUGCCUGGGGACCACAAACCAGGCACAUUCCCUCGCUCCCUGUCCAUUGAGACCCUGUGUCCUGAAGAUGAAUACCACCUGGCAGAUUGGCAGCCAGGUAGGCACUGGGGCUACAAAGGGCGCCGGGGCUCCUGUGGCUCAACAGGCAGCCAUGCCAGCGCCUAUGACAACUUGCCAGAGCUGUACCGAGCUGAGUCUAUACUGGUUGGGGCUGAGGCUGAAGAUGAAGAGGAAAAUGAGGGCAGCUAUGCCCACCUAGAUGAUAUCCUCCAGCAUGUAUGGGGGCUGCAGCAGCAGGUAGAUCUCUGGUCUCAGGCCAUGUGCUUGGACCUGGGUCCUGGCAAGAAGGAAGAGGAAGAAGAUGAGGAAGAAGAGGAGGAGGCCAUUUCAUCAGUGGAAAUAGCCACAGUUAAGGUUGAAGAUCAGGGUGAAGCUCUGGCCCAGGCAGAGGCUCCAGCUCACAGGGACUUCCCAGCCCAGGUCCAGUCCGACAUCCAGACAAUAGUCCCAGCUCAUGGUCAGGCCUCAGCCUUGGCUGAGACCCUGGCACAGGCAGUGGCCAAGGCCCAGACCCCAGCCCAGGACAAUGAGCAGGAGAUAAAUUCAGGCAAGGAACCCACCUCGGCUUCUAGCCUGUCUGUGAAAGAAGGACACUCCGUUUCUGAUACUGUGGCCUCCUCCAGUGAACUUAAGAGUAUCGAGAACUCCAUGAAUGAGGCUGAGGCAGCAGAGUCCACGGCUGGGCUCCAGGCAUCAGAGCCCCGUGAACGGCGUGAUUCAGGAGUUGGGGCCUCACUUACCAGACCCUGCAGGAAGCUUCGUUGGCACAGCUUCCAGAACUCCCACCGUCCCAGCCUUAACUCGGAGUCACUGGAGAUCAACCGCCAGUUUGCAGGCCAAAUCAACCUCCUGCACAAGGGCUCACUGCUGCGGCUCACUGCCUUCAUGGAGAAGUACACUGUGCCCCACAAGCAGGGCUGGGUCUGGUCAAUGCCCAAGUUCAUGAAAAGGAGCAAGACCCCAGACUAUCGGGGCCAGCAUGUGUUUGGAGUGCCACCCCUUGUCCACAUGCAGCGCACAGGUCAGCCAUUGCCACAGAGCAUUCAACAAGCCAUGCGCUACUUGCGCAGUAAGUGCCUGGACCAGGUGGGCAUCUUCCGCAAGUCUGGGGUGAAGUCCAGGAUCCAGAACCUGCGUCAAAUGAAUGAGACCUCCCCGGACAAUGUCUGCUAUGAGGGUCAGUCGGCCUAUGAUGUAGCUGACCUGCUGAAGCAGUAUUUCCGGGACCUGCCUGAGCCCAUCUUCACUAGCAAGCUCACAACCACUUUCCUGCAGAUCUACCAAAUCCUCCCCAAGGAUCAAUGGCUGGCAGCAGCACAAGCUGCCACCUUGCUGCUGCCUGAUGAGAACCGAGAGGUGCUACAGACCCUGCUCUACUUCCUGAGUGACAUUGCCUUGGCAGAGGAAAACCAAAUGACGGCCGGCAACCUGGCAGUGUGCCUGGCACCCUCCAUCUUCCACCUCAAUGUCUCCAAGAAGGAUAGCACCUCGCCCAGGAUCAAAAGCAAACGCAGGCUCGUUGGCCGGCCAGGCCCUAGGGACCUGAGUGAGAAUAUGGCUGCCACCCAGGGCCUAUCACACAUGAUCAGUGACUGCAAGAAACUUUUCCAGGUGCCCCAAGACAUGGUGUUGCAGCUGUGUGGCUCCUACUCUGCAGCUGAGCUCAGCCCUCCUGGACCAGCCCUGGCUGAGCUGCAGCGGGCUCAAGCCUCUGGAUUGAGCCUGAGUCUCUACAUGGAGGAGAGUGUUCAGGAGCUGCUGCGUGAUGCUGCUGAACGCUUCAAGGGCUGGAUGAAUGUGCCAGGGCCCCAGCACACCGAGCUGGCUUGCAGGAAGGCACCAGACGGACACCCCCUUCGUAUGUGGAAGGCGUCCACAGAGGUGGCGGCCCCUCCAGCUGUGGUGCUACAUCGUGUUCUAAGGGAGCGGGCCCUUUGGGACGAGGACCUGCUGCGGGCCCAGGUUCUGGAAACCCUGAUGCCGGGUGUGGAGCUGUACCACUACGUCACUGAUAGCAUGGCACCCCACCCCUGCCGUGACUUUGUGGUAGUCCGGAUGUGGCGCUCAGACCUGCCUCGUGGAGGUUGUCUGCUUAUCUCCCAGUCGCUGGAUCCUGAGCAGCCUGUACCAGAAUCAGGGGUGCGGGCCCUGAUGCUCACUUCGCAGUACCUCAUGGAGCCUUGCGGCCUGGGCCACUCUCGGCUCACUCACGUCUGCCGUGCUGACCUCAGGGGCCGUUCUCCUGACUGGUACAACAAAGUCUUUGGGCACCUGUGUGCCAUGGAAGUGGCAAAGAUCCGGGACUCCUUCCCUACCCUGCAGGCAGGUGGCCCUGAGACAAAGCUGUGAGCCCCAGGCUGGUCCCAGGGUGGCACCACCCAGGCCCCCUGGCACCAAAGGAGUAAGGAGAGAAUAAGAGCAGGACAGGCCCCUGGGUGCUGUUGCCAGCGGCGGAGCCAGGUCCAGCUUUGGCUCCAGCUGCCUGUCACCUUUACUUCCUAAAGCUCCUCUGCACAUACAAGGGAGAAGAGAACUUGGGUGUCCUAUUUCCACUCCACGUUCACCCCAACUCCCUGUGUUCUACCCUUCCAAGAGAGGGGAAUCGUUUUAGUAGCCAGAAAACUGCUGCCUUCUACCUGCCCAUAAAGCCACCACUCAAUCUGAAGAGUUAGCAUCUCCCCCAACUACAGGGGGAAGGCGGUAAAAAGCAAUGUGUGGUCCCAGCUCUCUGCUAGACUAGAGGCUAAACCAUCCUGUUGGGGUGCCAGGGUGCCUUUGAGGUUAGACAGAAGGUUCUGGUCCUGCCUUUAAGCCGAACAUUGACCCCGAACUUGUUUUCUAGAGAAAUUGGACUUGAGCAAAUGGGCACAGGGGCAGCCUCAACCACCAUGAGCUAUUUUAUUUGUGCAAAUACGAUGCUGAUUGUUAUGAGGCUGAUUUAAAGAGUGGGUACUGAUGGGCUCCUAGUAGGCAAUAUGAUGAUUUGGGAUAGCUUGGGAUGUGAGAGGGGAAGAAGGACUUUCCUUCCUCAGGUCUCAUGAGACCAAUGAACCAGCCUCCCUGCUUGGGCCCCACAAUUUAUCUGCCACUCCCUAAGGUCCUGGCUAGCCUUUGGCCACACACUGCAAGCUCAGAUGCUUGAGUGGGCUCAAAGGCAUGAGAGCUGCAUCACUACAGCCCAAGGUGCACACCUUCUGGCAGUCUCUCCCUCGUCAGUAGUCCUGCUGUGAGAGACCGUGGAGAGGGCUUGGUGGGCUGAAUGGACAGGCUUCCACAGCCUGAGACUGCUCAGCCCCUGGGCCAACUUCCCAAAACCCAAACGUCAAUCUGGGGACAGCACAGUCCUAGCAAAAACAAAUAGUGGCAAAAGCAGAUACAGGCAAGGAAACAAGUGUCUGUGUUCAUGUCCUUUUUCCUCUUCUUUCUGUUGGCUGUAGCAUGCUAACAGCCCCUGUCUUCUCAAGCAGAGGCCUGGCCUCCUGGCCAGACAGCCAGCUAGACAGAUGGAAGGGCCUAGUAUCAUCUUAAGCAGCUGGCACUUGCUCCAAACCUGAUCUGUUCCACCCACUCAUCUUCAGUCUUGGUUCAUAUGGAAAUUCAAAUGCCAUUCAAACACCAACUGGUGCUUAUUUUUCUUUCAGCUGAGUAAACUGGAGUGGGAUGGGUCCUAGACUCCCUUCUAAUUCUAAAUUUUAAGCCUGUCUAUUUGUAUCUAUAAAUACUGUACAGUCAAAAUAUACUAUCAUGAGUGUAUUAUAACUUCUGGUGGGGUCAGGGCUCUGGAAAGCCUGGGUAGGGGGUGGUGCAGUGUACUUAG
Messenger RNA from Trichechus manatus latirostris (Florida manatee), 4614 nucleotides. RefSeq names its product StAR related lipid transfer domain containing 8 (gene STARD8). The record is from RefSeq and is a predicted model, not a curated record. Bases 90 to 3146 code for a protein of 1018 amino acids. The transcript has 12 exons. NCBI's taxonomy places the organism in Eukaryota, Metazoa, Chordata, Mammalia, Sirenia, Trichechidae. Gene Ontology annotation, biological process: regulation of Rho protein signal transduction; signal transduction; actin cytoskeleton organization. Gene Ontology annotation, molecular function: GTPase activator activity; lipid binding.